Messenger RNA from Sporisorium graminicola, 2349 nucleotides. RefSeq lists its product as uncharacterized. The coding region runs from base 1 to 2349 and encodes 782 amino acids. NCBI's taxonomy places the organism in Eukaryota, Fungi, Basidiomycota, Ustilaginomycetes, Ustilaginales, Ustilaginaceae. The record is from RefSeq and is a predicted model, not a curated record. The transcript has a single exon.
AUGGUCGGCUGGCUUGAUGCCGUCGACAGACAGGCAGUCUCGGACCUCUCGGGAACCUUUUCGUUCGUCAUCUGGCUGUUUGCGCAGUCGCCCCAACUCUACGAAAAUUAUCGGCGUGGCUCCGUCGAUGGACUCUCUCCCGUCUUUCUUACACAAUGGAUGCUCGGCGAUGCAACCAAUCUGAUCGGCUGUGUUCUCACGCAGCAGCUGCCCUUUCAAAUCGCUGUCGCAACAUAUUUCUGCUGCAUCGACGUUUGCAUCAUGGCCCAGUUUGUCUAUUAUUGGACAAAGGCACGCAAACAGAGAGCACGUCGUAUGAAGAACAGAUCACGGCAGCGUUCCGGCAGUCUCACAUCGCCCUAUCCACCCAAUCCAUACUCGGUCCUGUCCGAGACGAGCGAGCUGCUCGCAGGCAGACCAAGCCGUCACAACUCUUACCUGCGCAGCUCGAGUAAACGCCGCAACCUUUCUCAUUCUCAACAGCUCGCGCACCCGCACCGGCAUAAUCUACAUUCGGUGCAUCUACACGACGAUCCACAUGCACCUCUUAUACCCCAUGCAGCCACAGACAAGCCAGCCGAUGCACCGCACACCGAUCGUCACCCGCAGAGGCCGAACUACAAAUCUUCACGAUCGAGGUCGCGCCAUCCCCCUUUAAGCAGGAACGGCUCAACCGACACUGUCGCUGGGGUGGGUAGCGGGCCAGUCGCUAAUUACCGCGCUCUCUCUGAUGCUGCCAUGUCGGUAGCACAACUGGCUCAGGAAGCCGCGAGACGGCGCGAGGCCAUGCUGCAUCAUUCGCACGCCGCUGAUGAUGACUACUUUUCGCAUCGCAGACCUCGCUCCCAACGCAGCAAGUCGCGAGCGUCGUCGUCGCCCAAUCAUUCCCAGCCGCCAUCUGGAUCGCGCUCCAGAGUCAACAGCAACGACUACAUCGGACCGGACGCGAUUCGAAGCGAUUUGGCAGCAUUCACACGGUCAAAGACCCCGGCGGGGGAAGCGCCGUCAUCGACUUCCCGCAGAGCUCGAGCUGCUCGGUCGAUGAGCUCUCGCAACAAAGGCGUUGCAGGCAGUGUCGACUUUGUCAGGUCUGCCCUCAGUCCCACGCGGGAGACCAGGGAUGCCGACGACACCGACGCAGUAGUUCGAGCCCAAUUAGGAGAUGACCCAGAGACGGAGGCUGAGUCGGUGUCUGAAGCCGAAUCUGGUUUCAGAGAUGGAGCCGCAGAUGCCUUGGCCGAUAGUAUUUCCAGCUUGGCGACGGCCAGCACCGAGUCGAGCGUCGACAGUGUCUCUGUUGAGCCUCGAGGUCGAGACAUGGUUCGCAUGGCUAAUCGUGUCGACACUGCCCCUGCUUCAGGUGCUGUGACCCCGCUCUUGUCGUCGGCAGACCUUGCUCGAGAUGUGACAUCUUCAACGUGUUCAACCAACUCCUCGACCGAUGGUACGGCCAGGCAUGCUUCGCCCCACCCUGUGUCGGGGGAGGAUACAGAUCGGCUGUCGAUGUCACACGAUCAGCUCGGUAGGCAGGCUAGUGAGGAUAACAAGAGGGUCGCGGACAGCACCCUGGGAUCGAGUCGGCUACCUGCAGAAAAGAAGGGAAGGAAAAGGCGCACACAUGACUCGACGCGAGAAUCAUCACCAGCAGCGUCACCUGCUGCUAUGCAUCGGUCUGUCGACGCACUGGCGAGCUCCUCGAGCGCGCUGAAAGACGGCAGCAGGAAGCGGACCAUGACGCGCAGUCUGUCGACGCGAUCACAUUCCAAACGCACCGCAACGGGCACGUUGAUGGGCAUGACCUCCUCCCCAUCUCCCGGCAGCACCGCCAAGAAGCGCAGCGGCGCCAAAUCCCCCGCCUCGAUGCGUCGGACUAUCGGCAUGGUCCUCCUCGGCAUCAUGAUGGUCACCUCUCUCCCGUCCACCUCCACUGCUGCCGCCCUCCCCGCUUCCUCUUCGUCCUCCUACUCUUCUGCUACCACUCAGCCACUCCUUCUGACCUUGCUAUUCAACUCGAACGCAGCAUCCUGGCGACGUCUCGUGGGCCGAAUCAGCGCAUGGCUCUGCGCGCUGCUCUACAUCACUUCGCGCAUCCCGCAGAUCUGGGAGAACUACAUCCGCCGCUCGGUCGAAGGCAUCUCCAUCCUCCUCUUCAUCGCCGCCUUCUCCGGCAACUUGCUUUACACGAUAAGCGUGCUGACCAACCCGUCAGCUACCGGUGACGGCGCGAGGAUCUACCUGCAGGAGAGCUUGCCGUUCCUGUUGGGAUCCGGAGGGACGCUCGUGUUUGAUCUCAUCAUCGUCGCGCAGUGGUUGGCGUGGAGAAAGAAGGGCGCCGUCGCACUCGCAUAG